This is a messenger RNA of Prorocentrum cordatum, 1178 nucleotides long. The record is from the annotation of a GenBank genome assembly. Lineage: Eukaryota; Dinophyceae; Prorocentrales; Prorocentraceae.
AGCCGCUGAUUCCAGCUCCCGCGCGGUCUCACUUCUGGGGAUCAUGGCAGCCGCCUGCAGCGCGCAGCGGCGGCCGUCGCCGCAAUCUCCGGCGCGGCUGUGCGAGGAAGAGGGCCUCCCGGACGGGCUGUUGCGGCGGCGGUUUGGCAGCCUCAUCUGGCGGGUGGGAGCUGACCUGCAGAUGAGCCCGACGGGUACCGCGACCGCCGCGCUGUACUUUCAGCGCUUCCUCCUGGUCGCGCCGAGCAGUGGCGAGGAGGGCUUCAGCACGCUUCGCGCGGCCAUGUCGUGCGUCUGGCUGGCCUCGAAGACGCUGGAGGAGCCGCAGAGGCUCCGGGACGUGGCCAACGCGUUCCUCGCCCUCGAGGCGCGGAGCGCCGGCCGGGGCGCGCCCGUGCUCGAGAUGGAGGCCUACUGGGCCCUGCGCGACGAGGUGGUGUGGCACGAGCAGGUGGUGCUCAGGGCGAUGGCAUUCGAUGCGGAGCCGACGCCGGCCUACGCGCUCCUGGCCGAGCUGGGGCAGGUGCUGUGCGGCGCCGGGGAGGCGCGCGGCGUCCCGGCGCUCGCGUGGGCGCUGCUGAACGACGCUUUCUGCAGCGAGGCUUGCGCGGUGUGGCCGCCAGCACCGCUGGCCGCGGCCUGCCUGCUGCUGGCGGUGGAGCUCGGCCGCCGCGCGCCGUGGCUACGGGGCGAAGCCGAGCGCGUGAGGGGCCGGCUGGCGCGGCUGUGCCGGGAGCCAGGUGAGCUGGGCCGGACAGGAGUGGCGGAGCAGAAAUAGCCGCUCAGAACGUGUAGCUGAUCCUUCGCGAGCAGGAACAAAAAAAACAGCCCUCAAAGUUGUUUGAGGUACGUGCGGGUUUCUCGCUUGGGGGCGCAACCCCAACCCGGGAAAUCCGCGCGGAGCUUCGAAAGCUUGGGUUGAUGCAGUUGUCUGUCAUCCCAAGGCCUGGAGGACUUCCUCGGCCUCGGGGCCAGUUCGGGCGGACCCGACCUGGAGGACAUCUGCCGGGACCUGCUGGCGGUGUACGAAGUGGACGCUGUAUCGGCGACCUCGUGCAGCGCAGUCAUCGGAUGAAAAGUCGGAGCUGCGGGCGCCCAUCGAGGCCACUUUGUGAUCCGAUCGAUCCGAGUCGAUGUUGAUGUCUGCCAGCUUUGCUCUGCCCGCUUCUUGUUGUCGC